AUGGCAGCUAGCAAAGUCGAUGUCCUCGUCAUUGGUGCCGGACCCGCAGGGUUGAUGUGCGCAAAUGCCCUUCUCCAAGCUGGCAUAUCGGUACGCAUCGUUGACAAGAGGGCCGAAGGUGUUCAGGCUGGUCACGCCGAUGGUAUGCACGCUCGCACUCUGGAAAUAUUGCAGAGCUACGGCCUUGCAGAACGCCUGUUCCGCGAGGCAGAGCAGAUCCAUCGAGCGGCAUUCUAUCAACCGGCAACUAACGGCGGUAUCGAGAGACUGCGUCGGGUACCCGCCUUCACUACCUCCACUGCGCGGUAUCCAUUUGCGUGCUCUCGGCAUCAAGGAGGCAUCGAAAAUAUCUUCAAAGAUGCGAUGCUGGACAAGGGCUUGAAGGUGGAUCGGCCCACGAUCCCAGUCUCUCUGGAGAUUUCGGAGGACGAAGCCAAGUUGAAGAGUCCUGACGAAUAUCCCGUGAAAGUAACAUUAAAGCACUUGGACAGCGUCACCGAGGACACCGAAGUGGUGCAUGUGAAGUUCGUAAUUGGAAGUGAUGGCGCGCACUCCUGGGUUCGCAAAACCUUGGGUUUGAAGAUGGAAGGCGAUCAAUCAGACUACACCUGGGGUGUUGUAGACCUCCUUGCUGAAACGGACUUCCCCGACGCCCGCAACCUAGCAAUAGUGCAGUCACAGGAAGGCUCCGCUCUCCUGAUCCCGCGGGAGAACGACUGCAUUCGUAUCUACGUGCAACUUUCCGAAGCGGAACUCGUCGAUCCGCAGACCGGCCGCGUCGACAAGGAUCGCACAAGCGUGCAGAAGAUCCUUGAAAUCGCGCAGAAGAUUAUGAGCCCUUAUCACAUCACCGCUAUCGGCGAGCCAGAGUGGUGGACUACGUACAUCAUUGGACAGAGGUUCGCGGAGAAGUACUCGGUCCAGGAUCGAGUGUUCAUUGCUGGAGAUGCGUGCCACACACAUUCGCCGAAGGGUGGCCAGGGUAUGAACGCAAGCAUGAGCGACACGCAUAACUUGGCAUGGAAGCUUGCAUACGUCCUGCGAGGAUGGGCAGACCCGGCGCUCCUCAAGACCUAUGAAGCCGAGCGACUCAAGUUCGCCAAAGAAUUGAUUGACUUCGACCGCAAGUGGGCCACAAUGUUCUCCGAUAAAGGUGCUCCCACCGUAAGUGAAGAGGAGAUGCACGUCAUGUUCCGCAAGAAUGACGAGUUCAUGAGUGGCCUCGGGUUGCGUUACGAGCCUUCCGUUAUUGUCGCAGACGAGUGGCAGGCGAGCGCGUCGAAGCUGACCGUUGGCCAACGCAUGGUCCCGCACGUAUUCAUCUGCGCCGCGGACGCCAGGCCGGUGAAUAUCCAGGACCGACUUCCUGCGGACGCGCGCUUCAAAGUUCUCGUGUUCGUGGGGGACAUCACCGACAAGGACACGGCAGAGCGUGUGCGGACCCUCGCCGAUAGCCUCGUGGCGCCCGCGCACUUCCUCAAGCGGUACGGACACGGUGGAGAUGGCACGGUGUUCGACGUCUUGUGCAUCAGCGCGUCGAGCAAGGACGCUGUCGAUUACACUGACUUUCCGCAGGUUCUCAGGAGCCAUUGGUCGAAGAUACUGCUGGACGACGCCGACAUGCAAGGGCGGUCGGGUGGAGGAGGGUUUGCUGCGUACGGCAUCGACCCGCAGGCCGGUGCCAUAGUGGUGGUCCGUCCUGACGGUCAUGUCGGUUUGGUCGCACCCAGCGAUCGCGUGGACGUCGUGGACUCGUACUUCGCGUCCUUCAUGCUGCCAGUACAGGCCGCCACGUAG
This is a messenger RNA of Trametes versicolor FP-101664 SS1, 1797 nucleotides long. RefSeq lists its product as uncharacterized. The coding region runs from base 1 to 1797 and encodes 598 amino acids. Lineage: Eukaryota; Fungi; Basidiomycota; Agaricomycetes; Polyporales; Polyporaceae. Gene Ontology annotation, molecular function: FAD binding. The record is from RefSeq and is a predicted model, not a curated record. The transcript is spliced from 16 exons.